Messenger RNA from Fusarium graminearum PH-1, 1197 nucleotides. RefSeq lists its product as uncharacterized. The record is from RefSeq and is a predicted model, not a curated record. The transcript has a single exon. Lineage: Eukaryota; Fungi; Ascomycota; Sordariomycetes; Hypocreales; Nectriaceae. Bases 1 to 1197 code for a protein of 398 amino acids. Gene Ontology annotation, molecular function: aminopeptidase activity.
AUGACAGCCAGUAUUUCUCAGAAGCAAACCCGCGGCAGGCUCCGCGAUGUUAUACCAGAGGCAUAUCUUGGUGCUUAUUCACCAGGUCCUAAGAAUGGCAUCACAGACGUACCUGGUGUCCUUGCCCAUACGACCACUAUCCGCGAUGAGAGCGGGCAAAUCAACACGGGAUUAACGACUAUCCUCCCUCGGAAAGACUGGUUUCAUAAAGCCUGCCACGCUGGUGUCUUCCGCCUCAAUGGAUCGGGAGAAAUGACUGGGACACACUGGAUCGAAGAAAGCGGUCUCUUACACACGCCUAUCCUCAUAACCAAUAGCUUCGCCGUGGGACCAUGCUAUACCGGCAUCUACAAGUACGCAAUCAAGCAUUACGGGCAAGGUGAGCAGGGUGUUGAUUGGUUCCUGCUACCAGUCGUCGCUGAGACAUUUGACGGGCACUUGAACGAUUUGAGACAUUUUGCUGUGACGCCGGAACACGUUGUGGAUGGCAUCACUAAUGCUUCUGAGGAACAGAUUGCCGAAGGGAACGUGGGCGGCGGGACAGGCAUGAUGUGUCAAGGGUGGAAAGGCGGCACUGGUACCAGCAGUAGAAUUGUGGUCGGGGAGAACGACACAUCUUAUACUGUUGCCGCACUUGUCCAGGCCAACUAUGGGAGACUCCAGCAUCUGCACAUAUCAGGUGUCCCAGUUGGACGGAUCCUGCAAAAGAGAAAUGCAAACAAUACCGCCGCCGCAGCGCAUGAUAAAGAGUACGAUGAGGCAAAAGACAAAAAGGAUGGGUCCAUCAUCGUGAUCAUCGCGACGGAUGCGCCGCUUCUUCCUGGUCAGCUCCAGCGGUUGGCCAAGCGCGCGACCAUGGGCCUUGCACGCGUGGGCAGCUAUGCUCACAACCCUUCUGGAGAUUUAUUUCUUGCUUUUUCCACAGCUACUGAGAUACCCGUGCAGACAGUUACGGGCCAGCACAGGGCCGUUGAUCCGUUCAAGCCUGGGCUCAUCAACAUGGAAGCGACGGAUAACCAAACUAUCAAUGGCCUCUUUGAAGCAACAGCGGAUGCUACAGAAGAGGCUAUAUACAAUGCACUCUGUAUGGCUGAGACGAUGACGGGCAAUAUGGGACGUACAGUUGAAGCGCUACCAUUGGAAGCUACCAGGGAAAUCAUUGUAAAGUUUAAGGAAGCCGAGGAUUCGUUCAUGUAA